AUGACGGAAACAAUUGCAACGCCGCAAGCAACAAGACGACUACAAAAGGAUCUCAUGAAGAUUACACAGGAACCGAUUGAGGGAAUCGUCGUCGCGCCUCUACCUGAAAACAUUUUGAUCUGGCACUACGUUUUGCUCGGCUCUCCCGACACGCCAUAUCAAGGCGGCGCCUAUCAUGGCCGGCUAAUCUUCCCAGCCGAUUUCCCGUGGAAGCCGCCUGCUAUUUACAUGGACACGCCAAAUGGACGCUUUCAACCUGGAGUCAGGCUUUGCCUAUCGAUCUCUGAUUAUCAUCCCGAGUCGUGGAACCCUGGCUGGUCGGUUGGAGCGAUUUUGUUAGGACUACAAAGCUUUAUGAACGAGGAGACGCACGCUGCAGGCGCCAUCUUUCCAGCACUGAGCACCAACGGGAGGGAGAAAUUAGCGCUUGACUCACAUAAAUUCAACAACCGGGAUCAGGCCUUCCGGAGACUUUUCCCGCAAUUAUUGGACAUGAUCGGCAGCACACCCGGUGAGUCUUCCGCUUCAGCAACGACGAAAGUUACCCGAAAGCGUAACAAGAAACGGCCAAUUGAAAACGACAUCGUUGUGAUUGAGGAUGAUGCCAAAAUCGUUCCAGUAAAAAAAGUAAAAAAGCCAACUCCUCAAGUUCGCCAAGCUCAUCCCGCUCUCAUUGAGGUGAUCGACUUGGACGACGAU
Molecule: messenger RNA, 699 nt
Organism: Mesorhabditis belari
Lineage: Eukaryota; Metazoa; Nematoda; Chromadorea; Rhabditida; Rhabditidae
Source: the annotation of a GenBank genome assembly